GCUGGGGGGCGGGGGGCGUCUCCUACAGGACUGGUAAGCGUGGCACCGCCUCUCCACGCACGCAAACAGGCACGCACGCGCGCACACGGAAGCCGCGCGUCAACUGUGCCUUUAACGGCGGAACUGACUGGCGUGUGACUGCGAGUCAAGCGGACCCUGGGUGCGCGUUCACCCGCAUUGACAUGGCGUAGAGGGCGGCGUGAGUGUGCAACAUCCUCCCAGCGCCACGGUCGCAAUCCACGCGAAUACGACGACGACGACGACAAUGAUACCGAUGCUCAUGAUGAUGAUGAAGGUGAUGGCGGCAUCCGGGCAGGAGGACGCCGCCGCCGCCGGGCUGGAGGAUCUCGCAACGGAGAAGGAAGCCGAGGAGAGCCACCGGCAGGACAGCGUCAAUCUGCUGACCUUCAUCCUGCUGCUCACCCUCACCAUCCUCACCAUAUGGCUCUUCAAGCACCGGCGCGUACGCUUCCUGCACGAAACCGGCCUGGCGAUGAUUUAUGGCCUGCUGGUGGGGGUCAUCCUGCGUUACGGCAACCCCGCCACCAGCUACCACAACAGGAGCCCACCCAGCUGCUCGCUGGCCAAGGGGCCGGCAAGAAGCAGCCUACUGCUCAACAUCAGCGGCAAGUUCUUCGAGUACACGCUCAAAGGGGAGAUCGACUCCCGCGACAUUCACAAUGUGGAGCAGAACGACAUGCUGCGCAAGGUUACUUUCGACCCGGAAGUCUUCUUCAACAUCUUGCUGCCUCCCAUCAUUUUCCACGCUGGCUACAGCCUGAAGAAGAAACACUUCUUCCGGAAUCUGGGCUCCAUUCUCACCUACGCAUUCCUGGGCACGGCUGUGUCGUGUUUCGUGAUCGGGAAUCUAAUGUACGGCGUGGUCAAACUGAUGCAAGUGGUCGGUCAGCUGAGCGACAAAUUCUACUACACCGACUGUCUUUUCUUUGGUGCCAUCAUCUCCGCUACCGACCCAGUGACGGUGUUGGCCAUUUUCAACGAGCUGCACGCGGACGGCGACCUGUAUGCGCUGCUGUUUGGCGAGAGUGUCAUGAACGACGCCGUGGCCAUCGUGCUGUCGUCCUCCAUCAUGGCCUACCAACCCCGAGGCGCCAACACGCACAUGUUCGACGCCUCGGCCUUCUUCAAGUCCGUGGGGGUUUUCCUGGGAAUUUUCAGCGGCUCCUUCAUGAUGGGCGCCGCCACUGGGGUGGUCACUGCUCUCGUGACCAAGUUCACCAAGCUGCACUGCUUCCCUUUGCUGGAGACGGGCCUCUUCUUCCUCAUGUCCUGGAGCACCUUCCUGCUGGCAGAGGCCUGCGGAUUUACGGGGGUGGUGUCCGUGCUGUUCUGUGGCAUCACACAGGCUCACUACACCUACAACAAUCUCUCCGGAGAGUCCACCAAGCGUACAAAGCAGCUCUUCGAGGUGCUUCACUUCCUGGCUGAGAACUUCAUCUUCUCCUACAUGGGCUUGGCUCUGUUCACCUUCCAGAACCACAUCUUCAGCCCCAUCUUCAUCACGGGCGCUUUUGUUGCCAUCUUCCUGGGACGAGCCUUGAACAUCUACCCGCUCUCCUUUCUGCUCAACCUGGGCCGCAGACACAAGAUCAAAGGAAACUUCCAGCACAUGAUGAUGUUUGCCGGACUGCGCGGGGCGAUGGCGUUUGCCUUGGCCAUCCGCGACACGGCAACGUACGCCCGGCAGAUGAUCUUCACCACCACGCUGCUCAUCGUCUUCUUCACCGUGUGGGUUUUCGGAGGCGGGACCACGCCCAUGUUGUCUUGGCUGCACAUCAGGGUGGGAGUGGAUCCAGAUCAAGACCCACAGCCUUGUGCAGACACCUUCCAGGUCCUACAAGGGGAUGUCCCCCGGGCUGAAGGGCAGAGCAAAACCAAACAAGAGAGUGCCUGGCUCUUCAGGAUGUGGUACACCUUCGAUCACAACUACUUGAAACCCAUCCUGACGCACAGCGGCCCCCCGCUCGCUUCCACGCUGCCCGGCUACUGCGGACCCCUGGCCAGCUGCCUGACCAGCCCUCGCGCCUACGAGAACCAGGAGCAGCUGAGAGACCCCGACCGCUCCGACGGCGACCUCUCCUUCACGUUCGGCGACGCGGCCAUCGCCACCAACGGGCUAUCGGGUGACGGCUGCGGCGGCACGACGGGGUGGAACUCCAACGGAAAACGCGGCGGCAGCACAUCCGAGGAAGCUCUGGAGCGAGAGCUGGACUCCCGAGAGCAGGAGCUGCUGAGCCGAGGCACCCGCUUGGUUUUCCCCAUCGAGGAUCCCAUCUGAUACGCACUCCAUUUGACUCCCUGGAUAUGUUUGAUUUUUCUCCCAUCAGCCAAAUUACAGCAUAUAUUAAAACACUAUUCACAUUUA
Molecule: messenger RNA, 2386 nt
Organism: Hippocampus comes (tiger tail seahorse)
Lineage: Eukaryota; Metazoa; Chordata; Actinopteri; Syngnathiformes; Syngnathidae
Gene: slc9a7
Product: solute carrier family 9 member 7
Exons: 16
Coding region: 266-2299 (677 amino acids)
Biological process (GO): regulation of intracellular pH; sodium ion import across plasma membrane; potassium ion transmembrane transport
Cellular component (GO): plasma membrane; recycling endosome
Molecular function (GO): sodium:proton antiporter activity; potassium:proton antiporter activity
Source: RefSeq, a predicted model, not a curated record